UGAGGAGCCGCGCAUUGCUGAGCCUGCCACCCGCCGUGGAGCCAUGGAGAUCGGCGCCGAGAUUAGCCACAAGAUCCGGCGUGCCAUUAAGGGGAAAUUGCAAGAAUUAGGAGUUUAUGAGCUUCACGGUGUAUUAGAUAAACUUCGUUCUGUUACAACUGAUCCCUCCAGUCUCAAGUCUUCUGAUACCAACAUCUUUGAUAAUAACAUGUCUUCAAACAAGAGCAGUUUCGGUCGGGGAGCCAAGAGAAGGCCUGAAGCUGCAGUGCCACCCCUCGCAGUUGCUAGCACAAGACCUGAGAAAAGAGAUUCCAGGGUUUCUACUAGUUCACAGGAGCAGAAAACCACUAAUGUUAGACAGACUUAUGAUGAUAGAGCUGCAACCGGAUUAAUGUCAACUGUGAAGCCUCUGAGGGAGCCAGCACCCUCUGAAGAUGUGAUUGAUAUUAAGCCAGAACCAGAUGAUCUCAUUGAUGAAGACCUCAAUUUUGUGCAGGAGAAUCCCUUGUCUCAGAAAAAACCGACAGUGACACUUAUGUAUGGUUCUUCUCGCCCUUCUAUUGAAAUUUAUCGACCACCUGCAAGUCGAAAUGCAAAUAGUGCUCAUUUAAACAGGUUGCAAUUUCAGCAGCAACAAAACAAUAUUCAUGCUGCCAAGCAACCUGAUAUACAGAACAGCCGGGUAUAUGAAACAGGACAUUUGUGUGAACAGGAAGUGCUUAACAGCUUAGAAGGGACUUCUAGUCCCUUCUUCAGAAACAACUGAGAAAAAAUGAGUACUGAGGAAGAAAACUUUCGGAAGAGAAAGUUGCCUGUGGUAAGUUCCGUUGUUAAAGUAAAAAAAUUCAAUCAUGAUGGAGAAGAGGAGGAGGAAGAUGAUGAUUGUGGGUCUCAUACAGGAAGCAUCGCCAACAGUGUGUCAGUGCCAGCAAAGCCUGAAAGGAGACCUUCACUUCCACCUUCUAAACAAGCUAACAAGAAUCUAAUUUUGAAGGCUAUAUCUGAAGCUCAAGAAUCUGUAACAAAAACAACGAACUAUUCUACAGUCUCACAGAAACAGACACUUCCAGUUGCUCCCAGAACUCGAACUUCUCAAGAAGAAUUGCUGGCAGAAAUGGUCCAGGGGCAAAGCAGGACCCCCAGGAUAAGUCCUCCCAUUAAAGAAGAGGAAACAAAAGGAGAUAAUAUAGAAAAAAGUCAAGGAGCUCCACAGAGGCAGUUGUUAUCCCGACUACAAAUCGACCCAGUAAUGGCAGAAACUCUGCAGAUCAGUCGAGAUUACUAUGACAUGGAAUCCAUGGUCCAUGCGGACACAAGAUCAUUUAUUCUGAAGAAGCCAAAGCUGUCUGAGGAAAUAGUAGUGGCACCAAACCAGGAGUCGGGGAUGAAGACUGCAGAUACCCUUCGGGUACUUUCAGGACACCUUAUGCAGACACGAGAUCUUGUACAACCAGAUAAACCUGCAAGUCCCAAGCUUAUAGUGACGCUGGAUGGUGUCCCCAGCCCCCCAGGAUACAUGUCAGAUCAAGAAGAGGACAUGUGCUUUGAAGGAAUGAAACGUGUAAACCAAACUGCAGCCGCGAGCAAGGGACUCAGAGGUCUCCUCCACCCACAGCAGUUGCAGUUGAUGAGCAGGCAGCUUGAUGACCCAAAUGGUAGCUUUGCAAAUGCUGAGAUGAGUGAACUGAGUGUGGCCCAGAAACCAGAAAAACUUCUGGAGCGUUGCAAGUACUGGCCUGCCUGUAAAAAUGCAGGAUGAGUGAAUCAUCCUGUUUCACCUUGCAAAGCCUUCCCCAAUUGCAAAUUUGCUGAGAAGUGUUUGUAUCCAGAUUGUAAAUAUGAUACAAAAUGUACUAAACCAGAUUGUCCCUUCACUCAUAUGAGUAGAAGAAUUCCAGUACUGCCUCUAAAACCAGUUACAACACCAGCACCAUCUUCUAGUAGUCAGCUGUGCCAUUAUUUCCCUGCUUGUAAGAAAAUGGAAUGUCCCUUCUAUCAUCCAAAACACUGCAGAUUUAACACUCAGUGUCCCAGACCUGACUGCACAUUUUAUCAUCCCACCAUCACUGUACCGCCACGACAUGCCUUGAAAUGGAUUCGACCUCAAACCAGUGAAUGACACUCAGUGCUACUUGGGAGAAGAUUGUGGAGUUUGAAAGUUUCCAUCUACUGAUGAAAGAUACUCUGCAGAACUUGUCAAACCUUUGAAACUUGGAAUAUAUAUUGCUUUCAUAAUAUGAAGUUUAUUGCCUA
Molecule: messenger RNA, 2253 nt
Organism: Herpailurus yagouaroundi (jaguarundi)
Lineage: Eukaryota; Metazoa; Chordata; Mammalia; Carnivora; Felidae
Product: zinc finger CCCH domain-containing protein 14-like
Biological process (GO): regulation of mRNA stability
Cellular component (GO): cytoplasm; nucleus
Molecular function (GO): poly(A) binding; metal ion binding
Source: RefSeq, a predicted model, not a curated record